AUGAUAACGAUUAUCACCGUUAAUAUUAAAGAUGAUCGACAUUUUUUUGCAGUUAAUCAAUUAACUAAAGAAUAUUUAGGAAUAACAGCAACAUCAGUUUCUAGUGAACAUUUAUUUUCAGUUAUUAGUAAUAUUAUUUUUAGUAAAAAAAAGUAA
Molecule: messenger RNA, 156 nt
Organism: Funneliformis geosporum
Lineage: Eukaryota; Fungi; Glomeromycota; Glomeromycetes; Glomerales; Glomeraceae
Source: the annotation of a GenBank genome assembly